AUGAGAGUCGGAUCACGCCCAAGCAUGGCGAGUGUGGCCAAGCUGGGUCUCCUGGCGCUCUUGUGCACGCUCGCCUGGAUCCAGCUUCCCACCGCCCUGGCGCAGCGCUUCGCCAACAAGGACCAGACGAGCCUCUACAACCGCAUCCAAUCGUCCAGCCAGGGCUUUGUCGACGUCGAUGCCAAGGAGUUCGCCUCUAUCGUCGGGCUUCCGCGCGACUUUGCCGUUUCGGCGCUCCUCACCACCACCAACGGCGGCAUCAAGUGUCCGCCGUGCGUGGCGUUCCAGCCCGAGUUUGAAAAGGUGGCGCAGCAGUGGAACCGCGACAAGGCGGUCAAGUCCAAGCACGUCUUUGUCAAGGUCGAGUUUUCGAGGGCGCAGCAGGUGUUUGCGCAGUUCCAGCUCCAGCAUGCGCCCGUGCUCUACACCUUCCCCGCGCCCUCCAACACCAACGCCGUGCCGGACCACGUGUCGUUUGACUUCAACGAGCGCGGCUUUGCAGCCAAGGACGUGGCGGAUCACAUCAACUCGCUCAUGAACACCAAGUUCAAGUUCAAGCAGCCCGUCAACACCAAACUCGUCACGGCGUCCAUCACGGGCGUGAUUACGCUGGUGGGAGCGAUCUUCUUCCUGGCGCCGUACGUGCCGGUGCUGUUCAAGUCGUCCAAGCCCAUCUGGAUGCUGCUCUGCCUUGGCUCCAUGAUCCUCUUUACGUCCGGUCACAUGUGGAACUCGAUCCGCGGCGCACCCUACGUCGCCAUGGGCCAGGGAGGCAAGCCCGAGUACUUUGCUGCUGGAUUUCAGUCGCAGUACGGCGUCGAGACGCAGAUCGUGGCGGCCAUCUACGCGCUCCUUGCAUUCAGCUUUAUUGCGCUCACCGUGCUCGUGCCUGCCCAGAGGGAUCCCACAAGGCAGCGCGCAGGCGUGUAUGUGUGGAGCGCCAUCUUCCUCGCCACCUUCAGCCUGCUCUUCUACAUCUUCCGCACCAAAAACCCCAGCUACCCCUUCCGCCUCUUCUUUUAA
This is a messenger RNA of Moesziomyces antarcticus, 1023 nucleotides long. RefSeq names its product dolichyl-diphosphooligosaccharide-protein glycotransferase. The transcript has a single exon. Gene Ontology annotation, cellular component: oligosaccharyltransferase complex. The record is from RefSeq and is a predicted model, not a curated record. NCBI's taxonomy places the organism in Eukaryota, Fungi, Basidiomycota, Ustilaginomycetes, Ustilaginales, Ustilaginaceae. The coding region runs from base 1 to 1023 and encodes 340 amino acids.